Molecule: messenger RNA, 1579 nt
Organism: Lycium ferocissimum
Lineage: Eukaryota; Viridiplantae; Streptophyta; Magnoliopsida; Solanales; Solanaceae
Product: probable ubiquitin-like-specific protease 2B
Exons: 8
Coding region: 230-1360 (376 amino acids)
Biological process (GO): proteolysis
Molecular function (GO): cysteine-type peptidase activity
Source: RefSeq, a predicted model, not a curated record
CUUAGAGGACAAGCCUCGCUAAUAAAAGAAAGUACAGGGUAUUUUUGACCCUUUACCCUAGAAAUUUGGGUUACAGUAAGCUGUGAAAGUGUGCACAAAAUCUCAAAAAAGAGGGAAAACAGUCUGUACAGAAAGUUCAUCCCAUUUUAAAGCGAAAAUACUCCCAAUUUGGUUCAUUUAACAUUCCAAAGAUACUUGUUCAGCGAAAAUCAGUGGAAAUAGCGCAACAAUGUCGAAUUCAGAAUCUUCUGACCCUGAAAUUGUGAAUCAUCAGCAAGCCGAUAUACAUGCUCCUGCAAAUCAAACGCUAAAAGGCAUCCAUGUACCUGAAGAAACAAGUAGCUUCGAUGGAAACUGCUCAUUGUCUAAAAAUGUUCCUCAACGCCAAAGAUCAAAAGGGGGACUACAAACUUCUGGGACUGAUCAGGAAAGGAUUAAUACAGAACUCCCAAAUUGGUCACAGUUCAGACCACGAUCGCGUCCACUAACACAGAAAAGUAAGGUGACAACUGAUACAAGCCAGUCUGAAGUUAUCCCACAGCAAGCUUCUAGUUGUUUGCAGUUGAAACCACGACCACAUUCACGAAAAAGAAGGAAAAGUAAAAUAACAGAUGAUACAACCGACUCUGAAGUUAUCCCACAGCGUGUUCCUCGUUGUCAUGGUCAAUCAAGGAGGAACAGCACUCAAAAGGGAUUAGGCUCAUCGGAAUUUGAGCUUUACUUGGAGAGCAUAUGGAAAUGGCAUCCAGAAGAUAGGAGAAAUGCAUUUACAUACCUUGACAGCUUGUGGUUCUCCUUGUAUUCAGAACGUUCUCACAAAGCUAAGGUGUUGAACUGGAUUACAAAAAAGAAUAUAUUCUCAAAGAAGUAUGUUCUUGUUCCCAUUGUUCUCUGGCAUCACUGGAGUCUCCUGAUCUUUUGUCACUUUGGUGAAAGUUUACAAUCUAAAGCAAGAAGUCCUUGCAUGUUGUUGCUUGAUUCUUUGCGGACAGCUGACCCUGUGAGAUUUGAACCUGGGAUCAGAAAAUUUGUUAUAGACCUAUUCAAGGCAGAGCAUAGGCCAGAAACCAAGGACCAGAUCAGGAAAAUCCCUCUAAUGAUUCCAAAGGUUCCCCAGCAGAGAAAUGAUGAAGACUGUGGCAAUUUUGUUUUGUAUUAUAUAAACCUCUUCUUAGAGAGUGCUCCAGAGAAUUUUAGCAUUUCGGAGGGCUACCCUUACUUUAUGACAGAAGACUGGUUUACUGUUGAACGGUUGGAAUGCUUUUUCCAAGAACUGCAAUCUACUGCUGCCAGUACUUCCAAUUCUGAUGCAUGCCUCCUAGAUGACGGGGAUGAUGUUGUGUGUCUAGAUCAUAGUUAGCAGUGUCAGUGAAAUAGCAGUGGCUCAGGAUUUUUAGUAAGAGAGGUCUCGGCCUAUUUUCACAAUUUAACUUUUUAAGUGGUUUGGCUCUUGAACUAUGGUGGUUUAAGGCUUUACUUCAUGUUUCAAAUUAAUAUUUACUUUGUAGAGUAUUAUUUACAAGUGUAAAUGUACAUGUGUUUUUUUUUGGAUUAUUUAUACAUAAAAUAAUUUUUUUUA